Messenger RNA from Psammomys obesus (fat sand rat), 7053 nucleotides. It is a transcript of the gene Mapkbp1, whose product is annotated as mitogen-activated protein kinase binding protein 1. Lineage: Eukaryota; Metazoa; Chordata; Mammalia; Rodentia; Muridae. The transcript is spliced from 31 exons. The record is from RefSeq and is a predicted model, not a curated record. Gene Ontology annotation, molecular function: protein binding. Bases 575 to 5092 code for a protein of 1505 amino acids.
UGUGAGCUGGGCCCGAGCGAACGGGGGCGCUGACGAGUAGUAGGGUUCCUGAAGCGGGCGCUGGGUGUGGGGACGGGAAGGGGGCUCUCACGGCCGGGGUGGGCAAGGGAGGCUCCUGCAUCCGAGCGAGGCGCACGAGCCCCGGCAGCCAGCGCAGGGCUCCGGACCCUUACCCGGGUGGCUUCGGCGGCCUUCUCCCUUGGACACCGCAGUUACCAUGGGAACACUUGGCCUGUAACCGGCGCCAGACUGGUCACCAGCCCUCCUAGAGCCCAUCCCAUUCUUCGGUUCAGCGCCUCUGGCAGGCGUGGGCCUGACAUUUCUUCACUCCAGGGGACGUUCUCCCUCGUAAGAGAUCUAGCAGGCGAGGUGGGCAUGAGGAGGGGGAAAGAACAGGGUAAUGCCCAGAGUAAGAGCUGCUGACAGGCACAAGAAACCUACUGGGAUGCUAAGGUUGCUUCUGCCAUGUCAGGCCAGUGAAAGUGCGUAUCUGAAGGCCGUGUUGAGCGAGUACCACUGUUGAGACAAGUCCUGAGGCUAGGCCAGGGACUGUCCUUAGGGGCUCCUUGUUAGGAUGGCCGGGGAAGGGUCAACCAUUACCAGCCGCCUCAAGAACUUGCUGAGGUCCCCAUCCAUCAAAUUACGAAGAAGUAAAGCAGGAAACCGGCGAGAGGACCUCAGCUCUAAGGUGACCUUGGAGAAGGUGCUGGGAGUAACAGUAUCUGGAGGCAGAGGACUUGCCUGUGAUCCCCGAUCAGGUUUAGUUGCCUAUCCAGCUGGGUGUGUGGUUGUGCUGUUCAGUCCCCGGAAACAUAAGCAGCACCAUAUACUCAACAGCUCCAGGAAAACCAUUACUGCCCUUGCCUUCUCCCCUGAUGGCAAGUACUUGGUCACUGGAGAGAGUGGGCACAUGCCUGCCGUGCGGGUUUGGGAUGUGGCGGAACGGAGCCAGGUGGCAGAGCUGCAAGAGCAUAAGUAUGGCGUGGCUUGUGUGGCUUUCUCCCCUAGUGCCAAGUACAUUGUCUCUGUGGGUUACCAGCAUGAUAUGAUUGUCAACGUGUGGGCCUGGAAGAAAAACAUUGUGGUGGCCUCCAAUAAAGUGUCUAGUCGGGUGACAGCAGUGUCCUUUUCUGAAGACUGCAGCUACUUUGUCACUGCAGGCAACCGGCACAUCAAAUUCUGGUACCUCGAUGACAGCAAGACCUCAAAGGUGAACGCCACUGUGCCCCUGCUGGGCCGCUCAGGGCUGCUGGGCGAGCUGCGGAACAACCUGUUCACUGAUGUGGCAUGUGGCCGAGGGAAAAAGGCUGACAGCACUUUCUGUAUCACCUCAUCGGGGCUGCUGUGCGAGUUCAGUGAUCGAAGGCUUCUGGACAAAUGGGUGGAGCUAAGAAACACAGACAGCUUCACAACCACUGUGGCCCACUGCAUCUCUGUCAGCCAAGAAUACAUCUUCUGUGGCUGUGCUGAUGGCACUGUGCGCCUGUUCAAUCCCUCCAACCUGCACUUCCUCAGUACCCUACCCAGACCCCAUGCCCUGGGAACAGACAUCGCCAGCAUCACUGAGGCCAGCCGCCUCUUCUCCGGAGGGGCUGAUGCUAGGUACCCAGACACCAUCGCCUUGACCUUUGAUCCAACUAAUCAGUGGCUAUCUUGUGUGUACAACGACCACAGCAUCUACGUUUGGGAUGUGAGGGACCCCAAGAAAGUGGGCAAGGUCUACUCAGCUCUCUAUCAUUCUUCCUGUGUCUGGAGUGUGGAGGUCUACCCCGAGGUGAAGGACAGUAAUCAGGCCUGUCUUCCCCCCAGUUCCUUUAUCACCUGCUCCUCAGACAACACCAUCCGCCUGUGGAACACAGAGAGCUCUGGGGUACAUGGCUCUACCCUGCACCGAAACAUCCUCAGCAAUGAUCUCAUUAAGAUCAUUUAUGUAGAUGGAAACACUCAGGCUCUGUUGGACACUGAGCUACCUGGAGGAGACAAAGCUGAUGGGUCCUUGAUGGAUCCCCGAGUAGGCAUCCGUUCUGUGUGCAUCAGCCCCAAUGGACAGCACCUAGCUUCAGGAGACCGAAUGGGGACCCUGAGGGUACAUGAACUGCAGUCACUGAAUGAGAUGCUGAAGGUAGAGGCCCAUGACUCUGAGAUCUUGUGCCUGGAAUACUCUAAGCCAGACACAGGUUUGAAGCUGCUAGCCUCAGCAAGCCGGGACCGUCUGAUCCAUGUGCUGGACGCUGGGCGGGAGUAUAGCCUACAGCAGACACUGGACGAGCACUCCUCCUCCAUCACAGCUGUCAAGUUUGCAGCCAGUGAUGGGCAAGUGAGAAUGAUCAGCUGUGGUGCAGACAAGAGCAUUUACUUCCGAACUGCACAGAAGUCUGGAGAAGGGGUGCAGUUUACACGAACACACCACGUGGUACGGAAGACAACCCUCUAUGACAUGGAUGUGGAACCCAGCUGGAAGUACACAGCCAUCGGCUGCCAAGACCGAAAUAUUCGGAUCUUCAACAUCAGCAGCGGGAAGCAGAAAAAGCUGUACAAAGGGUCGCAGGGUGAAGACGGCACUCUCAUUAAGGUGCAGACAGACCCCUCAGGGGUCUACAUUGCCACCAGCUGCUCUGAUAAGAACCUCUCCAUUUUUGACUUCUCCUCAGGCGAGUGUGUGGCCACUAUGUUUGGUCACUCAGAGAUUGUCACUGGCAUGAAAUUUAGUAACGAUUGCAAACAUCUCAUCUCUGUGUCAGGGGACAGCUGCAUAUUUGUCUGGCGCCUGAGCUCUGAGAUGACUAUCAGCAUGAGGCAGCGCCUGGCUGAGUUGCGCCAGCGACAGCGAGGGUCCAAGCAGCAAGGCCCAACCUCUCCCCAAAGGGCUUCUGGACCCAAACAGCACCAAGCUCCAGUGAUACCCCCUUCUGGACCAGCUCUUUCCUCAGACAGUGACAAGGAGGGAGAAGAUGAGGGUACCGAAGAAGAAGAACUGCCAGCUCUGCCCAUCCUUGGCAAGAGCACCAAGAAAGAUCCAGGCUCUAGUCCAGCCCUGCUCCGAAGCCUGUCUCACUGGGAAAUGAGUCGGGCACAAGAGACUAUGGAGUUUCUGGGCCCACCUCCUGUAGUGAACACAGGACCCAAAAGAAGAGGGCGCUGGGCUCAGCCAGGCGUGGAGCUGAGUGUCCGCUCCAUGCUGGACUUGAGACAGCUAGAGACCUUGGCCCCAAGCCCUCGAGGCCCCAGCCAGGACUCACUGGCUGAGUCCCCAGCUGGUCCUGGGAAGCAUGGUCCACAGGCUCCUGAACUCUCAUAUGCUAGCCAGAAUGAAAAGGCCCCCCAGCUUCAGGCUUCCCAACCCUGUUCCUGUCCCCACAUUAUCCAGUUGUUGUCACAAGAGGAAGGAGUCUUUGCCCAAGAUCUGGAGCCUGCACCCAUUGAAGAUGGUAUUGUCUACCCGGAACCCAGUGACAGCCCCACCAUGGAUACCAGUGCUUUCCAGGUGCAGGCUCCAAGCCGAGGGUCCCUAGGAAGAGUGUACCCAGGCAGCAGGGGCUCAGAGAAGCACAGUCCUGACAGUGCGUGCUCUGUGGAUUACAGCAGCAGCCGGCUCUCCAGCCCUGAGCACCCCAACGAAGACUCUGAGAGCACAGAGCCCCUAAGUGUGGAUGGCAUCUCCUCAGACCUUGAAGAGCCAGCCGAGGGUGAUGAAGAAGAGGAAGAAGAGGGAGGCACUGGCCUCUGUGGGCUACAAGAAGGCAGCCCUCAUACCCCGGAUCAGGAGCAGUUUCUAAAGCAGCACUUUGAGACUCUGGCCAAUGGGGCUGCUCCAGGGGGUCCAGCACGAGUCCAAGAAAGAACAGAGUCUCGGAGCAUCUCAUCACGAUUCCUGCUGCAAGUGCAGACCUCCCCACUCAGGGAACCAUCCCUGUCCUCCUCAAGCUUGACCUUGUCAAGACCUGACCAGGUGGCACAGGUAUCCGGUGAGCAGCUAAAAGGCAGUGGUGCCACUCCCCCAGGAGCACCCCCGGAAAAGGAACCCUCUUCUGGCAACUCCGGCCCCCAGCGGGUGGCCCCCGUGCUGUUGCCACGACGUCGUAACAACCUGGACAGCAGCUGGGCCCCCAAGAAAGUGGCUGCAACCCGCCCCUUAGCUGCACUCCAGAAAGCCCAGUCGGUGCACUGUCUAGUAGCACACGAUGAGGUGCCUUCAUCGCGUCCACUGCCCUCCCGGGAGGUGGAAAUCCAAGGCAGCUUAGGAUCCCUGCCACAAGCUGAUGGCCACCCAUCUCGGCCCCACUCCUACCAGAACCCCACCACCAGUUCUAUGGCCAAGCUAGCUCGCAGCAUUUCUGUUGGUGAGAACCCAGGCCUGGCUGCUGAACCUCAAGCUCCUACACCAGCACGAAUCUCACCAUUCAACAAACCAGCUCUACCUAGCCGGGCUCACCUUGUUUUGGACAUCCCCAAACCACUUCCUGACCGUCCUACUCUGACCACAUUCUCACCUGUUACCAAGGUCCUGGUCCACAGUGAAGCAGAACAGUCUGGCUCCCUGGUGAACCUAGGAAAGGCUCACACUGUGGUUGAAAGAGGAGCCUGUUUAGGGGAGGGAACCACUCAUAAACCUAGGACAGAGUGCCAAGCUCAUCCUAGCCCCAAACACCCCUGUGCCCAGCAACUGCCAGUCAGCAACCUCCUCCAAGGCCCUGAGCGCUUGCAGCCCCCAACCCCCGAGAAGACUCCUAACGCCAUGGAAGGCACCAGGCCAGGGGCAGCCCCGAGCCAGGACCCAGAACUGGCCUUGAGCCUGCAACAGUGUGAACAGCUUGUGGCAGAGCUCCGGGGGAAUGUACACCAGGCCGUGCACCUCUACCGCUCGGUGACGAGCUGUAAGACACCUUCAGCAGAGCAGAGUCACAUCACCCGUCUCCUGAGAGACACCUUCUCCUCCGUGCGGCAGGAGCUGGAGGCCCUGGCCGGGGCUGCGCUGUCCAGCCCAGGUGGCAGCCCUGGGGCUGUGGGGGCUGAGCAAACUCAGGCCCUGUUGGAGCAGUACUCAGAGCUAUUGCUUCGAGCUGUGGAGCGGCGCAUGGAGCGCAGACUCUGAGUUCCUCAAGCCUGUCCCAAGAGAAAUGCUCCCCAUUCCAAACUCUAGCCCUUCGUCCACUCAUCAAAAUCUGUGAGAAUGUCUGGAGUGGAUAGCAGGGAUCAGUGCUCAGAGGCAAAGCAGCCUUCCCAGCUGCUCCUCAUGGGCCCCUGUAUUUAUUAAUUUAUUUCCCUGACUGUUGCCUCACUUCCUUGGGACUCCUGCCUCUAAAGCCCAUCCCGUGGCUCUUAGCAGGACAGAUCUUGAGUCUUUGUCAUCUUGGUGCUGUGAGGGGUAGCAGGGCAGCCUGCCUCAUCUGGGGACACUGGGAAGGGCUGGCCUUCUCUUCUUAGAAGCCAUUUGAAGUUACUUCAGGGAUCAGCUCCCUGGGGUGGAGCAUACACAGGGUACUCUGGGGUAGAGAUGAAAGGUGACGUGGUAUGGAGGGCCCUAGAGCCAACUGUAACCUUUACCUCUACUCCCACGGCAGCUGCUCCCUCCAGCUGUCAGAGCAGGGGUGGUUUCCCCAACUCCUGGCAGCUGAGAAAAGUAUUGCUGCCUGACCUCCAGGGUGUUCCCAGCCAUUACAAGACUUGAGUUGGUGUCAGGACCUGAGCCCCACAUUCCACUCCCGUUCUUCCUGCAAGAGAGCCCCAGCAUCUUCUACCCCAUCCUUUUUUUUUUUUUCCUUGUGGAGCUGGUUGUGGGUUUUGCUGCAGGACAGUAAAGCCCUCCACUGGGCAAACAUAAAGCCUGGCCUAUUCUCCUCAGGGUUGUUCUCCAGCCCUGUCUCCAGUGGACUGUUGAAGUCCCAAGGACCACUUUUCUCCCUACAGCCUGGGCAACGCGCAAUCAGAAACUUGUAUUGGAAGUACCCUCAUGGUUUACAGGGCACUGGCCCACCUUCCUAGAACCUUGCCCCCCCCCCCCACAAUUGAAUACAGAGUUGAGCGCUUAUUAUUAGAAUACUUGCCUGGCUUGUGUGUCCCUGGUUUCUUUGCAUUUUGCCCCAGCUUCACUAGCCUGGAUUAGUUAGAACUCUUAUCCGGAAAUAUGGAAAGGAAUGGAACACACUAAACUUAAAUUCUGGGUUCUUGGUGCCUGCAGCCAGGCUGACAGGACAUGGCCUCUGGGACACCUGGCUUGCGGAGGAGGCUCUUUUUCAAAGACAGUGCUGGGCGUCCAGAGAUACUGGAUAGUGGAGGCUGUGGAGUUGGGGCUCUGGGCAAGAGACACACUGGAAAAGUUAAGAGGUGGACAAGUAGGUGGCAGAGGUAGGGGGAUAGAAUUGUAAUUGUUAGAGGGUGAAGAAAAGGCAUAGGCAGGUGUAGGUCGGAGCAAUUAGUGAGAUGGUUGCAGAAUUGGAAUGAAUGUGUGUGUCUGGGCCCUCCCUCCUCCUCCAUCAGGUAAGGCAGAGUGACUUUUCACCAGGCCUGGACUACAAAGAUCUGUAGAACCCGCAAAGGCAGAAGCUAGAAGGAAACUGGGUUUUAAUGGGUGCUUAGCUUUGUUGGUUUAGCCUGAGUGUCCUGAGUACACCAAACCAUUUAUUCCCAUUUUUUUUUCUACCACCCCCAUAGCCAAACCCCUAGCCCAAAGAACUGUAACAGCUGGAGGUGGAGCCAUUGGCAGCUUGAGGGUUAGCAAAUCCGCCCACUGCAGUAGGGCUACCCUGACCUCCUCCAGGCUCUUAGAGGUCCUUAGCUAGCCUGCCCUUUUCAAGGGAGCGGGUCUUUCCUUGCGCCUCUACCCUGCAUGGGUGGGGGCUUGUGGCCAGCGGCGCUGUCCUCUUCUGCAUGUCUGAAGCCACUGGCAACUGCUGCCCACGUCCGGAUUUGCCCCGUCCCAGUUUUGAAAGCCCCUUAUUUAUAACUUUUAUACUGUGGCGCCUGUCUCCUCCCCGGCCGUACGGGGUGGGGGCUGUUUUAACGUCUCAUUUGUACCUAUGUAUGAAGUUGUCAAUAAACACAAUCAUUUGUUAA